Acaulospora colombiana is the source of this 246-nucleotide messenger RNA. The record is from the annotation of a GenBank genome assembly. Lineage: Eukaryota; Fungi; Glomeromycota; Glomeromycetes; Diversisporales; Acaulosporaceae.
AUGGCUUCGUCGUCUUCCCCACCCUCACGGUCCCCGGUCCAACGCUCGUUCUCCCAGAACGGUAUCGACGAACGGGGGGAUUAUAAGGCCGUCCCACUAAAAGAAGAGGAUGUUGUGGAAGCGAGAAAAACCGCUCCACAUGAGGCGUCCAGUUCGCCAACAUCUUAUUGCAUUUCCUCGAUUUUAAUGACCGUCGUGAACAAGGUAAAUGACCAGACUGGUGUCGGACAAGGAUUGCACUGCUAA